AUGACUCGCAUAACGAACUUCGGUCGAAAACGGACGUAUCUCCAAUCUACUUCAGGCUACUGGGCGAAAGAAGGAUCCCAAGGAUCUCCAUCCGUAGCCGUAUCGAACGAGGCUAGUGAACAACCACCAAAAAAGAAAAGAAAACGGACCAAGAAGUCUCAAAGGACUGGAAACGCCAGCAAUGCACAGGAGACUUCAAAUGAUCACACCCCGCCUGUAUCUCAACCAGGUCCUUCCGGUGACCAGCCACAACUAGUCAAAUCUACCCAGAAGCGGCAGAAGAAAUCCAAAAAGGAUAAGCACAGACAGGGAAAGCGCAUAGAUAAGGAUGCUGCCAUACGAUCCGAGUCUCGUAGGCUCAACAGAAUAAUGAAACGCAAUGUGGAUACGACGUGUUUCGCUUGUCGUGAAAAAGGGCAUUCUGCAAAGGAUUGUCCAAAGGAGGGAGGGGAUAAGAAGAGUGUCGGCAUCUGUUAUCGGUGUGGGUCAUCCAAACAUAAUCUGUCCCUCUGUAAGAAACCUGAAGAUCUUCUCGAUCCUCUACCGUUUGCAACUUGUUUUGUGUGUAAUGGCAAGGGCCAUCUAGCUUCUGGCUGCUCCCAGAACAAGGACAAAGGCGUCUACCCGAAUGGGGGGUUUUGCAAAUUAUGUGGCGAUACCUCUCAUUUGGCGAAAAAUUGCGGGAUCAGGAAAAGAGACGCGAAUACCUUAACGCAGGUCAUAGGGGUAGAACGCGAUAUUGGAGGAGAUGAGGAUGAUUUCCACAUAAUUGGGAGGAGGAAGCAGGAGCUAGAUAAAGAGGAGAAGAGGGAUGAGAAGAUCCACAAGUCGAUGAACAUCAAGGUUGGCGCUCAAUCCGGCGUUAUGAAGUCGUGCGGAAAAGUAACAGCACCCCAAGCAAAGACGGUCGUUUAUUUUUGA
This is a messenger RNA of Marasmius oreades (fairy-ring Marasmius), 921 nucleotides long. RefSeq lists its product as uncharacterized. Gene Ontology annotation, molecular function: zinc ion binding; nucleic acid binding. NCBI's taxonomy places the organism in Eukaryota, Fungi, Basidiomycota, Agaricomycetes, Agaricales, Marasmiaceae. The coding region runs from base 1 to 921 and encodes 306 amino acids. The transcript has 4 exons. The record is from RefSeq and is a predicted model, not a curated record.